GCUGCUUUUUCUCUGUUGCUCUGUGGAUCCAGCUGGACGAAACUGAAGUUGUCUCAAGUCAAAAGUUUGUACUUCUAAGACAACUUUGGGGCGAGAAGAAACACCACCAUGGCGGAGCAAAGUUUAGUGAUCUCCGUGUCUGUGAUGACGCUGUUUUGGGCCAUUAUUGGAGGAGUUGUUCCCUGGUUUGUCCCCAAAGGACCAAACAGAGGAGUGAUAAUCACAAUGCUGGUUUUAACUGCAGUUUGCUGCUACCUGUUCUGGCUAAUAGCAAUCCUGGCCCAGCUGAACCCACUUUUUGGACCUACUCUGUCCAGUGACACCAUCUGGUACCUGUACUAUCACUGGUCUUAAUCUUCCUUUCCAGGACACCUGACCAUGCAGGGGAGGAAUUGACACUGCCACGUACUAAUGGACGUUUGCUUCUCCAGAGAUCAUUCCUUCUGAAAUGCCUUAAACUCAGGCCUCUGUGUGAUUACUGAGCGAUGCCCACGCUGGUGCCUUGCACAAAAAAUAAUUCCCAAAGGACUCAUGAAAGAUCUCACCGAAUGUGCUUUACUUUAAAUUAAAGCAACCUCCUCUUGGUGUUGUUGUGCUUAUGCGUGAUGUAUAUUGUGUUUACUGUUAUUGUUAAUAUGAAUGACCGUGCCUUUAAAUAGUUGAUGUGCGUUGUGUUUGAUGUGAUCUCUUUUUGUCUGAUAAUAUAAGUGAUGGAUGUGAUCCAUUUGAUAGGUGUGAAUUAAUAAACGAAUCAUCAAAAGCA
Molecule: messenger RNA, 763 nt
Organism: Plectropomus leopardus (leopard coralgrouper)
Lineage: Eukaryota; Metazoa; Chordata; Actinopteri; Perciformes; Serranidae
Gene: atp6v0e1
Product: ATPase H+ transporting V0 subunit e1
Biological process (GO): proton transmembrane transport
Cellular component (GO): proton-transporting V-type ATPase, V0 domain
Molecular function (GO): proton-transporting ATPase activity, rotational mechanism
Source: RefSeq, a predicted model, not a curated record